CCCUGAGGUAGGAGCGCCGGCCACCGACGCCCUCCGCUUUCGGCCUGAGGUAACCGGCCUGGCGGCCCCAGGACGUUCCCGACGCAUGGCGGAGUGCUGCGGAUGAUGCCCAUGAAGUUCGUAGUCCUUCUAGUUGCGCUGUUGCUAUGGCCUUCGUCCGUGCCGUCGUAUCGGAGAAUAACUGUGACGCCUGACGAAGAACAAAACUUGAAUCAUUACGUACAAGUUUUGCAGAACCUAGUACUAAGUGUUCCCACUAAGGAGCCAGGUCGUCAGAAAAAGUCAAAGUCUCCAAAUAAUGCUGAUUCUGUAGGAUCGAGGGUAUCAAAAUUUAAGGAGGUAAAGUUUACACGUGAUGAAGCUCCAGCUGAGAAUGAUGUUUUAAUCAAUCCUGUCAGUGAAGAAACUACAGCUUUCCCUACUAGGGGCUUAACAGUGGAAAUAGAGAAGAAAAAACAUACUAAAAGUACAGCUUUCUGGUCAAUUAAACCAAAUAACAUUUCUGUUGUUUUACAUGCAAAAGAACCUUAUAUUGAGAAAGAAGAGCCAGAGCCAGAGCCAACUGUACGUCAAACUGAGGCACCAAAGCAAUUGCCAAGUGUUACUGAAUCAUUUACAAGUCAAGGUGUCACCUCUUUAAGUAGGAACACUGACUUGGAUACUGCCACAGAAGAAGAUGUUCCUCAGCUCUCAGGCGACUAUGAAAUGGAAAAUCCUGAACCACACCAUUUGUAUAAUGAAGACAUUUUGAAAAAAAUUGCAGAUAUUGGUUCACAGGUGCAACAGGUACCUCUUCCUGAGAGCUUCAAGCCAGAAUAUAGAGCAGACAUUCGAGCCUCUAAAGAACACCUAAAACGAAGCCUUGCUCUAGCAGCAGCAGCAGAACAUAAAUUAGAAAAAAUGUAUAAAUCCCAGAUGUUACCACUAGGACAAAGCAGUGAUGGAGUUGAUGACAUUGAAACUGUUAUUAACAUGCUGUAUAAUUCUAGAUCUAAAUUACCUGAAUAUUUAGAUAUUAAAUAUGUUCCACCAGAGAUGAGAGGAAAAGCUACUGCAGUAUUCAAUAUAUUAAAAAAAAUAUUAUGUGUAAGUCAAGGAGAAACUCAAAACCUCAUUAGGAAGUUAUUAAACAAUAACAUAAAACUUUUAAAACUACUUGAUAUUCAUGACAAAGUUGAUCUAAGCUAACUGUGCAUUCAUUCACAGGGGAAAUAAGCAUAUUAGUGAUACAAAAGUUGUAUAAAAAUAUUUUCUAUUGUAGUUCAAUGUGCUAACAUCUUUAUAUGUCAUGUAUUAUGAAAAGUUUUCAUAUACACUAAAACCUAACAAUUUAAAAUAAAAUUUUGGUUCAGGA
This is a messenger RNA of Balaenoptera musculus (blue whale), 1354 nucleotides long. RefSeq names its product sperm equatorial segment protein 1 (gene SPESP1). Gene Ontology annotation, cellular component: acrosomal vesicle. Gene Ontology annotation, biological process: fusion of sperm to egg plasma membrane involved in single fertilization; acrosome reaction. Bases 103 to 1188 code for a protein of 361 amino acids. The transcript has 2 exons. The record is from RefSeq and is a predicted model, not a curated record. NCBI's taxonomy places the organism in Eukaryota, Metazoa, Chordata, Mammalia, Artiodactyla, Balaenopteridae.